This is a messenger RNA of Scophthalmus maximus (turbot), 5167 nucleotides long. RefSeq names its product dual specificity phosphatase 8a (gene dusp8a). Gene Ontology annotation, biological process: negative regulation of MAPK cascade; protein dephosphorylation. Gene Ontology annotation, molecular function: protein tyrosine/threonine phosphatase activity; MAP kinase tyrosine/serine/threonine phosphatase activity. NCBI's taxonomy places the organism in Eukaryota, Metazoa, Chordata, Actinopteri, Pleuronectiformes, Scophthalmidae. Bases 503 to 2539 code for a protein of 678 amino acids. Gene Ontology annotation, cellular component: cytoplasm. The transcript is spliced from 7 exons. The record is from RefSeq and is a predicted model, not a curated record.
CCCCCCGUCCCCCCUUAGACACACGACCCGUUCUAACGUCAAGCUAGCAUAGCGGAGCUAAUCUAUCACGAGCCGAACCGCGUUACUAGCCCGGUCACUUUAAACGGCGCCGUUUGUUCGUCGCGCCACAACCGCGCUUUCAUGUGUCGGUUGUUCCUGGCGCUGUCACCCUCCGUCAGCUGUGCCGCCUCCCCCCUCCUCAUCACCCCGACACACCGCCAGGUAAACACCGGCCAGCCCCAUGAAGACACCGCCGCUGCCCCCCUCACACAUGGAGGCCAGUUGAAUAACACACCGCAGGAGCCGCGUGGAGCCUGAGGCACCAUGGAUCUCGCAGCGCCUGCUCCGGUGGUAGCCCUCCUCCGCUGACCUCACCUCCUCCUCCCCAUCUCUUCUUCUGCCUUUCCCUCUUUCAUCUUACCCAUUGUCCUCCACCUCAACCCAACCCUUAAUACACCCCAACAUCCGUGACCCAGGGUUACCACUCAGCCUCUCCUACAUCAUGGCAGGAGAGAAAGGGCCAACCAAGCGAAGCGCCAUGGACAUCAAGCGUCUGGCGAGCCUCAUCCAGAGGGGAACGGGCCGCCUGCUGGUGAUCGACAGCAGAACCUUCUCUGAGUACAAUGCAUCACAUGUGCAAGGCUCGGUCAACGUCUGCUGCUCCAAGCUUGUGAAGAGGCGACUGCAGCAGGACAAGGUGUCCAUCACCGAGCUGCUGCAACCCAACGGCAAGGUGAAGGUGGAGCUGGGCAGGAAGCAGGAAGUGGUGGUUUAUGACCAGAGUUCCAAAGAGGCGGGGCACCUUUCCAAAGACGGCUUCGUGCACAUUCUCAUGGGAAAGUUGGAGGGCACCUUCCACAAAGUCUCCCUGCUCACCGGAGGCUUUGCCGCUUUCUCCUCCUGUUUCCCCGGCCUGUGUGAAGGGAAGCCCGCCACCGCUCUGCCCAUGAGCUUGUCGCAGCCCUGCUUGCCGGUGGCCAACGUCGGGCCCACUCGCAUCCUGCCCCACCUCUACCUGGGCUCACAGAAGGACGUCCUCAACAAGGACCUGAUGGCUCAGAACGGCAUCACCUACGUGCUGAAUGCGAGCAACACCUGCCCAAAGCCGGACUUCAUCAGUGAGAGCCACUUCAUGCGCAUCCCUGUGAACGACAACUACUGUGAGAAGCUGCUUCCCUGGCUGGACAAAACCAAUGAAUUCAUCGACAAAGCUAAGGUGUCAAACUGCAGAGUCAUUGUGCACUGCCUGGCCGGAAUCUCGCGUUCGGCAACCAUCGCCAUUGCUUACAUCAUGAAGACAAUGGGCUUGUCAUCAGACGACGCCUACAGGUUCGUAAAGGACAGGAGGCCGUCGAUAUCUCCCAACUUCAACUUCCUCGGUCAGCUGCUGGAGUUUGAGAAGGGCCUGCGAUUGCUCCAGGCUCUGACUUCGACCUCCGAUGACAAAAUCUCCGAGAACAACGCGAAGCAAAGCUCAGAGGUUAACGGAGUUGACAUGAACGGUCACCACAGCAACUACGACUCGUCAGUGGCGGAGCCGCACAUCCCACCAGAGCCCAAGCUGCCGUCGCCCACCUCCCUCCAGCAAGGCUUCAACGGCCUGCACCUCUCCGCGGAGAGGAUCAUGGACACCAACCGGCUCAAACGCUCCUUCUCCCUGGACAUUAAGUCCGUCUACUCCCCCAACAGUUCCCCCUUCCCCAGCCUGGCACCCACGCACUCUGAAGACGUCCCGAAGCUGUGCAAGCUCGACAGCCCGGGAACAGGCACGUCCAAUGGCGUCUGCUCCCAGUCUCCCGUCCCAGACAGCCCCAGCUCCUCUGAUUCACCGUUCCCCUCGCCAGGCAGUGGGGGCAGCAUCGGGGGCUUGGGGCUCGGAGGAAGUGAAGUCCAUCGGUCCACUUCUUCCUCGUCCAGACCCAGAAGAAAACCCAAGCACAGCUCCAGCAGCUCGCCGGUCCACUCCCAACCGCACCAACCUCCACAGUCCCUCUGCUUGUCGCUGGACCGCAGGAACCCCAGCCCGGACGAGAACCUGAAGGGCUCCCUGCUCCUCUCACUACCCUCCCUGCCCACUGUGGGGUCUGGGGCCAUGUGGACCAAACACAGAGACACUGUCCAGGCCACCACUCCCGUCACGCCCGUCACCCCCACCACAGACGCCCCCUGGCACUUUGGGGCGUCGGAGGGCGGUGAGAGAGAGAUGGAGCUGGGAGACGGAAGAGGAGAGGAGUCGUCGGUGAGGUUCGGGAGCAGCUCGGCGUACGUGGCGUUCGGCUGCAGCGAGGGCGUGCGGAUACGAGACAAAUCCCAGAGGGAGAAGCCACAGACGCAGCGAGACCACCGGGACACCACGUCGUCGUCGUCGUCCACGGUGUCCAACAGCAGCGGACCUGCGUCGGAGAAGCAGUUCAAGCGGCGCAGCUGUCAGAUGGAGUUUGAGGAGGGCAUCGCCGAGACGCGGUCCCGAGAAGAGCUGGGGAAGAUCGGGAAGCAGUCGAGCUUCUCCGGGAGCAUGGAGAUCAUCGAGGUGUCCUGACAGCUAAUGGACGCGAUCGGAGCUGUCCCCUGGGGGCAAACAUGGACCUGGUGAGAGGGAGCUCAACAAGGGGACAAAUGAGGGAGGAGUGUUCCCCUCACAGACAGUGUUAAAGGCUCCAUCCAACAGAAGGACAAGUAGAUACAUGAGCAGAGAGUCCAUGUGUUACGGUAAUGGCUCGCGAGCGAACGAGCAUUUGCACCUGGACAGAAAAAAGCCUAAGAUGUGGUAACCAGGACCAUAACCAUCGUGAACUCUCGUGGAGAAAAAAAAAAGUGGAAAAACGUCUGGAGGCGAGUCAGGAACAUGAGGGGGGGGUUGACUGUACUUUAGGUACUGACAAAGUUCUGAGCUCUGUCACAGGAAAGGAAAAAAAGGAAACAACACCGGGAGAAGUGACUCGUUGCAUCCUUAUUAUAUAGAAUUACCAUAUUUUGACAGAGUUCAGACACAAACUUUUUGCCUGUGGUCAAACGUAGUGUGCUUCAGUAGGUAUUAUAGCUUGUGAUUUGAAACCAAGAACCCCCCUCCCCCUCGUGUUUCCUUCCCCAAAAGCUUCACCUCCUUUUUGUCGGAAACGCCUCAAAAAAACCUCGCACGGCAACGUCCCCCAACCAACCCUUUUUUCCCAGUGGCUCAGACUCUCUGCAUUACAAAAACGUCCGGUGACGAUAACAGACUCCUCUUACAGCACCGUGUCCUCACAUCACUCAUAGCACAAGGCCGAGAGAGAGAGAGAGAGAGAGAGAGAGAGAGAGAGAGAUCCCGGGGGACUCAAUCUGAAGGCGGUACUGCGUCCAAACAAUGAAGGAUCCUCGGCUUUUUAAUCGAUGAGAAAGACUUUGACAUGAAGACUCUUAGUGACGGGCAGUGUCGUGUCACCCCCCCUCACCCCUUACAAAGCACAGUGUGUCUUUCCCCAAACUUUGGUUCCCUUGUUUCCAGUGUUAACGCCGUGAUGGGACUGAGGUUUUCCCGGGACGGUGGCCCCUGCUGCUCCUUCACGGACCCCAGCCACCAAUGAGCAUGCACCAGGAAGGCUGACUACAGACGGACAAAUACUAUAUAUACAAUACGAAUAUAUAUAUAGCAAUUUUAAUGGACUUUUUUUGUUGUUGUUGUUAUCAUUUUUAAUUUAUUGUACUGGUUCAUUCUGGUAAUGAGAAAUAAUAUAAUGUUUUGUGGAUUUUUUUUCUUCUUUUUUUUCUUUUGUUGAAUUAUUAUUAUUAUUAUUAUUAUUAUUAUUAUUUGCUGUAUGGUAUUUAUGAACACACACUCAUACAAAUACACACAAUUCAAGCGAGCAAUAUGUGCUGUUCCUUUCUUUUGGGGGGAGAGUGAUGUAUGUGACUCUGAAAUGCACUUUUCUGGUUUUCUGACGAACAACUUUAGAUUUUUCCGUUCACACCACGAGCAACAUGAGACCCAAAAGGCAAGUGUUAAAAUUUUGACAGCGCAAAAUAUAGUAUAUAUAGCGCUGGGGUUGGUGUUCAGUGAAUGGUCCCAAUAGAGAGAUCGGGGGGGGGGUCUCUGUUCGGCCUUGCCUGCUGCGUGAAUUCAACGAUUGAUCACAAGCGAGGGCUUGAGUUUUGAAGAAAAAAAAAAGACAGAGUAGUCGUACACACUCUCUUAUCAUCAGUCAAAUACAGUGACAUGUUUUUUGCCACUCACACGAGGACGUGCAUAACAACAACAACAACUAUAUGCAAACAGACACGUGCUCUUUCACAAACAUGAGAGUGUCUCCUCCAGCACCAGCUCUUCAUCGUAGUGCGUCCCACCAAAGCUGAAACCAACACACAAACACACACGCACACACACACACACACAAACUGUAUGCACUUAUAUUCACACAUGUAAAGCAUAUAGGCCGUACACACACCCUUUUUUUAAUUUCUCAGGGGAUCUUUCAGUGAGCCAUGCCCGACACAGGGUACAGUACAUAGCUGCUGGUACAUCAGCACAAUGCAUGUCCAUAAAGCUCCCUUGCUCUAUCUCUCCUUUUUUUUCUCUCUCUCUCUCUCAAAUUUUUAAAAAUUCUUAUUUCCUAUUUUCCAAAGCUUUGAUUAAAAAACCGAAAGCAAACGGAAAGGGAAUAAAAAAAAACGAGGAUCUUCGUAUCUCCUGAGGUGAAAGAAAUGAAAACUUUGCUCUCCUGGUGUGAGAUGGUUAUUUAUUUAUGAUGUUAAAAUGUGUUGAUUUUUUUCAUUUGACCCCAUCGAUUGGCUGUUCUCUCUGGCGAUCUUUGACCCUUGACCUUGUGCUGCUGCAGCUACAGUAAGUUCAGAUAGAUUCCCGCGGACUCUCCUCACCCUCCUCCCUAUAUUUUUAAGAAAAUGUUGUUAGAAUUAUUUAUGACAUGUAACAAAGAUGAUGCAGGCUGUCCCAUUUGCUAAAAUUGCUGUUAUUGAAUUAUCAUUAUUAUUAUUAUUAUUAUUAUUAUUACUAAGUGUAAAUAGCAACGCAUCUAAGAACACUGAUGAAUUUAGAUGAGUUUUUAAAAAGAAAAUCCUGAUACCUUAGGCUGCUUGACGCAAAAAUACCUCAGGUUCUAUUGAAAGGCUUUUCCUUCCCCUGUACAUGUUUUGUGAAAAUGAGACAAAAAUACAGACAUGACAAAAUACGAAA